CAUGGCCUAGGUAACUCACUUCCUCUAACACGCAACUCACAAAGGUUUCCGUUGAUUUUCCUCCGAAGCCGCCAUGGAACCGGAGGCUGUCUUCAAACUCUUUGAUGCUCUCUGGUUUGAGGUUAACAAUUUGAAGAAAAAUUCAAGCCCUCACACAUCAAUUACAUGUCCUACAGAAAGUCUAGAUUAUGAGAUAAAACAAGAAGAAGAAAAAGAAGAAGAACAACCAAAGCUACCCUUGAUCCGAACGAGCCACACCAGAUCCAUGAGUGACCAAUCCAUCGCAACCACAAGCUUCAACCAUGAAUCUCUUUCACCAGACUCUGUGCUUCUUCUCCAUCCAAAGCUCCAAACUAUUCUCUCAGGAAAAGAAGUCACAGAUUCAGAACCUGAGAACCAUGAUGAGGUGACGUGUCCAAAGAAGAACAAGAAAAUCUCAAGCCAUGGAGCUAGGAAGAGAAGGGAAAGCAAGAGUUUGUCAGACCUUGAAUUUGAGGAGCUAAAAGGGUUCAUGGAUCUGGGGUUUGUUUUCUCAGAGGAGGAUAAAGACUCAAGCUUGGCUUCAAUUAUUCCUGGGUUACAAAGGCUAGGGAAGAAGGAAGAGGAUCAAGAAGAUGAUUGUGAAGAGAUAAGUGUUCCAAGGCCUUACCUUUCUGAAGCAUGGGAGGCUCAGGAAUAUGAUAGGAGAAAAAAAGAGAACCCCUUAGUGAAUUGGAAAAUGCCUGCUUUCAACAAUGAAACUGACAUGAAAGAUAGUCUCAGAUGGUGGGCUCAUACUGUUGCUUCCACUGUCAGAUGAUGCUGUUCAAUGUUCAUAGUCCAUUUUCUUUUUUCCCUUCAUAUAUACAUUUUCCUUGUUCUUUUUCCAUUUUUUUAUGUACUUAUUCCCAUUUAGAUUUUUUCUUCCUGGAGUUAGUCAUUGCACAAAUUUGUUACCUGUAAUUCUAGACAUAAAGAAAAGAAAUUUCGUUCUGCAUUUCAGAA
Molecule: messenger RNA, 984 nt
Organism: Cajanus cajan (pigeon pea)
Lineage: Eukaryota; Viridiplantae; Streptophyta; Magnoliopsida; Fabales; Fabaceae
Source: RefSeq, a predicted model, not a curated record